AUGGAAGACCACAGAUUAGAAGAAUUGGAAUACGCUCUUAAAUCAAUAAACUGGGAUAUUAUUGGAUUAUGCGAAGUUAGAAGAUCAGGAGAAGAAAUAAGAGAAUAUAACGAAUAUAUUUUCUAUUACAAUGGCGAGACACAAGGGAUAAUACUAAAUUUUAAAGGAAUAUCAGACAGGAUUGUGGUUCUCAAUAUGCAGUUAGCUGCAUUCAAACAACCGAUAUCUAUUAUUCAAACCUAUGCACCUACAGAACAAGAUACGAUAAUAGUAAAAGAAAAAUUCUAUAAAAAAUUAGCUGGAGUACUGCAAGGGAUAAAUAAAAACGUAAUAGUGAUGGGAGAUUUUAACGCCAAGACAGGCAGCAAAUCAAACAAAGACGAAUUCGUGUUAGGAAAAUACAGUAGCGGAGAAAGAAACGAUAAUGGACAACGACUCAUCGACUUUUGUUUUACGUUUAAUUUAAAAAUAAUGAACAGUUUUUUUAAAAAGGGAAAAAUGAGAAAGUGGACAUGGAUUUCUCCAAAUGGCAAGCAUAUGAACGAAAUUGAUUUCAUUUUAUCAAGAGAAAAACAAAUAUUCCGUGAUGUCAGCGUAGUAAAUAUUUUCAAUUUUAAUACAGAUCAUAGAAUGGUAAGAGGAAUUAUAAAAUGCAAAAAAAGGAAUUCAAGAAAACAUAUCUUAUCAAAUAAAAAUAUAGGCACUUCGUUUCCGUUAUCAAAAACUAACUUAGAUGAAUUAAAUAAAACACUAUUAGAAAUUAAGACGCAUAGAACUUUACAAGAAAAAUACGAUUUUUUGGAAAAAGCAAUGAAAGAAGUGAAUAGAUUACGGACAAAAAUAGAAAAAAGGGAUAAAUUAGGAGAAGAGACAAAAAAAUUAAUGGAAGAGAGAAAAAAACUAUUGGAGAAUCGUAAAGAUAAUUUCCAAAAUAUAGCGAACAUCAGCAAGAAAAUUCAGAUAUCAAUAAGAAGACACCGUAAAGAAGAAAGACUAAAUAUAUUAAAGAAUAAAAAUAUACUGAUAAGAGAAAAGAGAUUUGAAUUAGAAGAAGAAAUACCAUGCAUACUAGAAGCAGAAGUUGUUAAAGCUAUUCAAACACAAAAAAGUGGUAAAGCACCUGGUGACGACAAAAUUUCAAAUGAGCUAUUGAAGGACACAAUAACCACAAUUGUUAAGCCCUUGACCUACUUAUUCAACGAAAUUCUCUUUACCGAACAAAUACCAACUCAAUGGACAAAGUCGACGAUAAUUCUUUUACCUAAAAAAGGAGAUAAAACAAAUAUUAACAACUAUAGACCGAUAUGCCUUACAUCUAAUAUUUAUAAAGUGUUCUCAAAAGUUAUACUUGGAAGAAUAACAAAGCAACUGGACGCAAAUCAACCAAAAGAACAGAUUCAACUAGAACGAGUAGGAGAUGAGUUUACCAUCGAAAGAGGCGUCAGACAGGGGGAUCCACUUUCGCCGAAGAUAUUUACAGCAGUUCUCGAAAAUAUAUUUCGAAAUAUUGAAUGGGAGCACUUUGGCAUAAAUGUAAAUGGAACCAACCUAAACCAUCUAAGAUUUGCUGACGAUAUCGUACUAUUUGCUGAUACUCCGGAAAUGCUUCAAACUAUGAUAUAUCAACUGGACCAAGAAAGCAGGAAGGCAGGCUUAUCUAUGAAUCCAAUUAAGACUAAGCUAAUGACAAAUGCGAUAAAACAUAACAUAGAACUAAGGCAAGAGCCUAUUGAAUAUGUCGACGAAUACGUAUAUCUAGGACAAAUCAUAUCUACAAAAGACCAAUAUUCAAAGGAGAUGGACAGAAGAAUAAGCAACACUUGGAAACGCUAUUGGUCUUUGAAAGAAAUAUUUAAAAACGAAACAAUCCCAAUGACUGUUAAAAGCAAAUUAUACAACAUCUGCAUUCUUCCAUGCCUUACCUACGGGUGUCAAACUUGGCCUGCUACGUACAAAAACAACGAAAAACUUGUAAGUUGCCAACGUCACAUGGAACGAAGUAUGCUUGAUAUAAAGCUGCGAGACCGGUGGACCAUCGCUAAAAUAAGAAGCAAGACAAAAGUGAGUGAUAUUAGCAAAACAAUUAAAAAACUGAAAUGGAACUGGAUCGGACAUAUUAUGAGAACAAAUAAGGAAAAAUGGACCAAAAAUAUUAUGGAGUGGUACCCUAGAAAUGGAAAGAGGCAAAGAGGGCGUCCAAUAAAAAGAUGGGAUGACGAUCUACCUAAAGGAUGGAGAAGAUUAGCUCGUGAAAGAAAAGUGUGGGAGCAACUAGGGGAGGCCUAUGUCGAAGGACAACCUGACAAAAGAACCGGUUACUAA
This is a messenger RNA of Melitaea cinxia (Glanville fritillary), 2322 nucleotides long. RefSeq lists its product as uncharacterized. NCBI's taxonomy places the organism in Eukaryota, Metazoa, Arthropoda, Insecta, Lepidoptera, Nymphalidae. The record is from RefSeq and is a predicted model, not a curated record. Bases 1 to 2322 code for a protein of 773 amino acids. Gene Ontology annotation, molecular function: catalytic activity. The transcript has 4 exons.